Molecule: messenger RNA, 1275 nt
Organism: Fusarium keratoplasticum
Lineage: Eukaryota; Fungi; Ascomycota; Sordariomycetes; Hypocreales; Nectriaceae
Exons: 3
Coding region: 1-1275 (424 amino acids)
Source: RefSeq, a predicted model, not a curated record
AUGCCUCCUGAAACGACACCCUCCCCGACCAACCCCGCAAGAGAAACGUCCCAAAGGCUGAUAAACUAUAUCGAGCGGGGCUGCCUUUGCCUUUUGGAUCAGCCCAUGGAUGACUUCGUCCAUGGCAGUCACGAGCAGGUCCGGCUUUCCAGUUUUCCAGGGAACCCGCGAGCAACCUACAGGGCUUUGUUCGACUCUCUCAGAAGCAAGGCAGAGAGUAGGGCCCAGUGGUCGCACGGUUCGGCGUGGGUUUCCCUGCUAGAGUCAAGUGACGGAGAACGAAAGAAAGCGGCCAUCUUCUAUGCGCUGACGGCCAUCGCCUUCGUUAGAUGGUACGCAUCUCAAGAGCACCUCAUCGGCAGUUCGGUGGCACCCGAGGAAGCCGCCCAAGGAGUGUUGGCGAGGGCUCUUGGUCCCAAGCCCAAAGAUGACGAGAACAGCAAGGAGGGAUGGGAACGACGCCGAAAGAGGCUCGACAAGCACCUGACCCGUGGACGGAAGUGGUCGCGGCUGGUGAAGGACCUCGGCUUCGGUAUCCUGCUCAAGGAUGCGUGGCAACUCGCCAACUCCCCAGAGGUGACAUUGGAAACACUGGUCAGAGGGCUGCUAGGCAGCCCGGAGAAGAUGGCCGUCUUGCGGCUCCUGGAGGCCCAGGUGGCAUUGCUCUUGGAGACAGGCAGGACGAGCCCAGACAAGUUCCGCCAUGACGUAAGGAGCGCAAGCCUGUCGUCCCCAAGCCCAGCGCUGUCUGCCGCAUGUGUCGAGCUUGGCACCUUGUCUGAGCAGAUCCGAGACUCCAUCACUGGCAACAUGCUCCUUGUCGAGGGCACUGACUUUCUUUUCGGCGUGGACUCGCUCCGAAGGCUGAGUGGGAGGACGUGGCUUAAUGAUGAGGUCAUACUCGCUUGCCUACACCUAUCUGAUAAACUUGCGUUUGUCCGCGUCGGCUUCUCUGUUUCAAUCCAUCAGCAGAUGCAGGCCCACAGCUUGAUGCAGCGCCCGUUCGAGAGGGUUGUGGAGCAGAUGGCGAAAUGGCAUCGCCAGGUGGAGGCAGGAACCCGCCUGGUCUGCUUCUUUCCUCUCUUCCAGAGCCAGAGCCACUUUAGCCUCCUCGAAAUCAACGAGAGGGAAGAGUCUAUCUUCCACUAUGACUCGAUGGGCGAAACAGAAGACAGUGAUAUCAAGGUUCGCAGAGAGAUAUGUGAGAAAGAGCUCCCUCGUCUUCGAUACAUCGAGAAGGUGGGUGCCCUGCAUGUCAGUAUUUUGGAAAUUUAA